UCUAUCAUCACAGGUAAACAGUGUCCCUACAACAUGAGGUUUGAAGAAAGUGCUUUUCCUUGCGUGGAUACUUGCACACAUCAGGAGACAAGAUUAGUGUGUGAGGACCACAAAACAGACGGCUGCUUUUGUCCUCCCGGAACGGUGUUUGAUGAUAUUUCUGAGAGGGGCUGCAUCCCUCGGUCUGAGUGUCAGUGCAAGCAUGACAGAAUCUACGACUCCGGAGACGUUUACAGUCAUGAAAAUACAAACUGUACCUGUUCAAAAGGGAGAUGGGAAUGCGACAGCUUUGAGACACCUGUUGCCACAUGUGCAGUUGAGGAAGGUUCACAUUUCACAACAUUUGAUGGUACAACCUUUACCUUUCAUGGAAACUGUCGCUACACCCUGGCCCAGGUGGAAAGCAAGGAUGGAGCAAGUCCAAAUUUUACCAUCCGAGCCUUGCUGGAACCAUGUGCCCAAGAAAAGUAUGACACUUGUUUGAAGGCUUUAAAACUCCAUCUGCACGAUGAUCAUGUCUUAAUGUUCACAUCUGAUGGCACAGUUCAGCAUGAUCACAAAACCUUGACUUUGCCGUACUUCUCAGGGGAAAUUAGAAUAUUUCAUGCUUCUUCCAUUGACAUCUUGCUUUAUGCCAAGUUUGGCCUGCAAAUUCAGAUCCAGCGUUUACCUGUCAUGCAAGUCUACAUCAGUUUGGAAAAUAGCUACAAAAAUAAGAUGAAAGGUUUAUGUGGUACCUUCAAUGAUGUCUCUAAUGACGACAUGAUGACUCCACAGGGGCUCACUGAAGGAUCUCCAUUAACUUUCAGUAACUCUUGGAAGGCUAACACACCAUGUGCAGACAGAGAGGAAAGACUCAAUAAUCCCUGUGAUCAAAGUUUAAUUACUGAGCAUUAUGCCAAACACUGGUGCGAAAUACUUCAAAAUCCAAAUAGUACAUUUGCAAAUUGUCAUUCAGUAUUGGAUCCUAAAAUAUACUAUCAGCGUUGCCUUUAUUCAACCUGUAACUGUGAAAAGAGUGAGGACUGCUUAUGUGCCGUCUUGACCUCUUAUGGUCGAGCUUGUGCAGCGAAGGGGAAGUUUGUGGCAGAUUUUGGAAAUGUUUGUGAGAAACACACAAAGAGCUGUCCAGCAACUCAGAUCUUCACUUACAAUCACCGGAGAUGCCAGCUGACUUGUAGUUCGCUGAGCUCAGAUCAGCAGAGCUGCACUUCAAAUUUCUUGCCUGUGGUUGGCUGUUUCUGCCCUGAUGAUCUCUAUCUGAAUGAAAACGAUGCUUGUGUACCCAAAGAAGAAUGUUCCUGUUUCCAUAAAGGAGAAUACAUUGAGGCAGGAAAGUCUGUAGACAUCAAUCGUGAGCACCUUGUGUGCACAAAUGGAAGACUUUUAAGCCAUUCUCCAAAAAAAAGCCCCCCAGAAUGUAAACCUCCAAAAGUGUACUUUGACUGUUCCAAUGCCACCCGUGGAAGCCCCGGACCACAAUGUGCUAAAACUUGUUUAAAUCCGGAUAAUGUUUGUGACCCAACAGAGUGUGAAUCUGGCUGCAUGUGUCCACCUGGUCAGCUUGAUGAUGGCAAUGAUUCCUGUGUAAAACAUGUAAAAGAGUGUCCAUGUCAGCAUAAUGGUCAGUUUUAUAAAUCUGGCAAUCACAUUUUUCAAGAUUGCAACAGAUGUACUUGCAAACUUGGAAAAUGGGACUGCACAAAAAAUAAAUGUCCAAAAUCCUGUGUUAUUUAUGGAAGUGGGCAUCACAAGACGUUUGAUGAGGAAAAGUAUGAGUUUCAAGGAAAGUGUUCCUAUGUUGCUGUCAAGAACAAAUGUUCCAACAAAACAGUAGGCAUCAACUUUGAGGUUAUCACAGAAGAUGAACUAUGUGGAUCAACAGGCACAACCUGUUCCAAAACUGUACUAAUUCAGCUGGGGACAGCUGAAAUCAAGCUCUCAAAUGGAAAAUUUGAAGAGAACAAUUUGGAAAAUAAUAGGAAAAAAUAUAGCAUAAGAAAGCAAGGUUCAUAUAUUGUGGUGACAUCCGAGAUUGGUCUGACGGUGAUAUGGGAUCGCAAAACAUUUUUUCUGAUCCAACUGGACCCAAAAUUCAACGGUAAAGUGUGUGGCCUGUGCGGAAAUUUUGAUGAAAAUAGAAAUAACGACUUCACUACCCAGAGUGGGAUGUUAGUGACCAGCUCAUUGGAAUUCGCAAACAGCUGGAAAGUGGGUAGCUCGUGCCCAAAUGUGGAGGAAAACACUGAUGCAUGUAAAAAAGCACCCCACCGAGAGUCUUGGGCGAAACUGAAAUGCAGCAUUAUAAUAGAUGAAUUCAAAGAAUGUCAUACCGAGGUAGAUCCCCAUCCAUUCUAUGACAACUGUGUUAAAGACACAUGUGCCUGUGAUUCUGGAGGAGACUGUGAGUGUUUCUGCUCAGCUGUUGCAGCUUACGCCCAAGCUUGUAAUGAGGCUGAAGUAUAUGUUGCAUGGAGAACUCCAGACAUCUGUCCUAUCUUUUGUGAUUUCUACAACAAUCCAAAUGAAUGCACAUGGCACUACUCCAGCUAUCCUCCAACGCACUACAGUCCAUGUUUGAACUGCAGCCAAACUGUCUUAAGACUUGAAGGUUGUUAUCCUAAAUGUCCGGAAGAGAAGCAAUGGUUUGAUGAGAAUAAACAGCAAUGUGUUGAAGCAUGUGACUGGACAGCAUGUACAACAACCACUACAUCUACAACCAUUUCAACAACAACUGAAACACCCACUACAACCAUUUCAUCAACUGAAUCUACAACUACACCCACUACAACCACAACCACUACAACUGAAACACCCACUACAACCAUUACAUCAACUGAAUCUACAACUACAUCCACUACAACUACAACCACUACAACUGAAACACCCACUACAACCAUU
Messenger RNA from Poecilia latipinna (sailfin molly), 2901 nucleotides. Its product is annotated as mucin-2-like. Gene Ontology annotation, cellular component: extracellular matrix. The annotation marks the transcript as partial. The record is from RefSeq and is a predicted model, not a curated record. Gene Ontology annotation, molecular function: protein binding. The transcript has 20 exons. NCBI's taxonomy places the organism in Eukaryota, Metazoa, Chordata, Actinopteri, Cyprinodontiformes, Poeciliidae.